AUGGCAUACUACAUCAUGCCACCUGAUGCGCAGCCAGCAACCAGAGUAGCCUCACUUCAGAUACCCAAACGUGGAAUCGGCACCAACAUGGACACCAACGGGGCCUCUUCUAACGGUGUGGCCAGAGCCCAGGAUUCUAACACGCCACACCGUACCAACGGGAGCAUCUCAGCGCCAGAAACUAACCCGGAGGCUGAUAAUCCUACGGUUAUCCCGCAAGAGCUGCUCUCGAAGUUCCAUUUCGCCUUCUUGAUUCGUGAUCCGCACUAUAGUAUCCCAUCGUACUACCGCUGCACCAUCCCGCCUCUAGACGAUGUCACGGGAUUCUAUGAGUUCUACGAAAACGAAUCUGGAUAUGACGAACUGCGCCGGUUCUUCGACUAUCUCCGCAAAAUCCAAUUUGUUGGGCCAUCCCACGCAAGUACAGUCCAUACUGGAAAUGCAAAUGCAACCCUGAAUGGGACCGCCAAUGGAACCACAAAUGGAACCACAAAUGGAAUUCAUAGUGAGCCGGAGAAGGUCGAAAUAUGCGUGGUUGACGCAGAUGAUCUUCUGGACAACCCUGCAGCUGUGAUCGAACGCUUCUGCAAGAGUGUUGGGGAGGAGUACACCCCUGAGAUGCUCCAGUGGUCCUCAGAGAAAGACCAGAAAGUGGCUCAUGACGCUUUUGCCAAAUGGCAUGGCUUCCACGAUGAUGCACUAGGUUCCAAAAGCCUACGUCCAAGAGCCCACGGUGUUGCUAUUUUUGGAACCUGUACAGCUGACACUUACUCUUCCGUCGCCAAUAAGAAGAAAGCAGCCAAAACUGAAGAAGAGUUCGAUGCUGAGUGGAAGGAGAAGUACGGUGAGAAAGGAGCAAAGAUCAUUCGCUCUGCCGUUGACCGAAACAUGGCGGAUUACCGCUAUUUGAAGAAAUUCGCCAUGAAGAUAUAG
Messenger RNA from Trichophyton benhamiae CBS 112371, 933 nucleotides. RefSeq lists its product as uncharacterized. The record is from RefSeq and is a predicted model, not a curated record. Bases 1 to 933 code for a protein of 310 amino acids. NCBI's taxonomy places the organism in Eukaryota, Fungi, Ascomycota, Eurotiomycetes, Onygenales, Arthrodermataceae. The transcript has 2 exons.